AUGAACUCGUCGGGUGAAGCACCGUUUUGGCGAGAUCAGGAAGAAAUUGUUAUCACCGGCAUCUCAGGACGUUUUCCGCGCUGUGAAAACGUUCAGGAAUUUGGAGAUUUGCUGAUGGCCGGUGAAGAUCUCGUCACCGAAGAUAAUUUACGUUGGCCACCUGGUAGCCAAUUAGCGAUUGUACAUUCUAUUUUAUUGCCAUAA
Gongylonema pulchrum is the source of this 204-nucleotide messenger RNA. NCBI's taxonomy places the organism in Eukaryota, Metazoa, Nematoda, Chromadorea, Rhabditida, Gongylonematidae. The record is from the annotation of a GenBank genome assembly.